UCUACUGGGAGUGGAGGAAUAAUAAGAUGGAGACAGUGGCUUCCCUGGUGGCACAGUGGUUGAGAGUCUGCCUGCUAAUGCAGGGGACACGGGUUCGAGCCUUGGUCUGGGAGGAUCCCACAUGCCACGGAGCAACUAGGCCCGUGACCCACAACUACUGAGCCUGCGUGUCUGGAGCCUGUGCUCCGCAACAAGAGAGGCCGCCAUAGUGAGAGGCCCGUGCACCACAAUGAAGAGUGGCCCCCGCUUGCCACAACUAGAGAAAGCCCUCGCACAGAAACAAAGACGCAACACAGCAAAAAUAAAUAAAUUAAUUAAUAAACUCCUACCCCCAACAUCUUCUUUAAAAAAAAAAAAAAUAAGAUGGAGACAGGAGUCCUCACCCUGGAGUUUAUGCACUGAUGAAGCACAGAUAAGUGGAAAUGUGAUGUGAAAAUUCAUAGCUAAAGCCUAGUUGUAAUCCUUUGGAAUCCCUGAGCAGAGUAGGAGGAGAUUAUGGAAGGUUUCCCAGAAGUAGGAGUUUGAAGGGAAGGCAGAAGAGCAUAUGCAAAGGCAUCAGGCUGUGAAAUGGCCUGAUCUAUUUUGGCAGCCAUCUCUAGGGUCUGAAAUAAGAUGGAGUAGGAGUUAGAAGCAAGGGACCCAUGAUUGAAGAGCCUGAUGGUGAAAGAUGGGGGCCAAGCAUCCAGGCUUUUGAUGGGAGCCCUCAGUCUCUCCUGUUUUUGUCAUCCACAGAUCUGGCAUAUCCUCCUGCUCAUAAUGAGAAUAGUUCUGCUCCAAUUAGCCAAGGUGAACCUCAUGGACAUCACCAAAAUCUUCUCCCUCCUGCAGCCCGAUAAGGAGGAGGAGGACACCGACACGGGGGAGAAGCAGGCUCUCAAUCAAGCAGUGUACAACAAUGACUCUUAUACCUUGGACCAGCUUUUGCGCCAGGAGCGUUAUAAACGAUUCAUCAACAGUAGAAGUGGCUGGGGCAUCCCUGGGACACCCUUGCGCUUGGCUGCUUCUUAUGGCCACCUUAGCUGCUUGCAGGUCCUCCUGGCACAUGGUGCUGAUGUUGACAGCUUGGACGUCAAGGCACAGACACCACUUUUUACCGCCGUCAGUCAUGGCCAUCUGGACUGUGUGCGUGUGCUUUUGGAAGCUGGUGCUUGUCCUGGUGGUAGCAUCUACAACAACUGCUCUCCUGUGCUCACAGCUGCCCGUGAUGGUGCUGUUGCCAUCCUGCAGGAGCUCCUGGGUCAUGGUGCAGAGGCCAACGUCAAGGCAAAACUACCAGUCUGGGCAUCGAACAUAGCUUCAUGUUCUGGACCCCUCUAUUUGGCUGCAGUCUACGGUCACCUUGAUUGUUUCCGCCUGCUUUUGCUCCAUGGGGCAGACCCUGACUACAACUGUACUGACCAGCACCUACUAACUCGAGUCCCACGGUCCCGCACCCUCCUCGAAAUCUGCCUGCACCAUAAUUGUGAGCCAGAGUACAUCCGGCUGUUAAUUGAUUUUGGUGCUAACAUCUACCUUCCAUCUCUCUCCCUGGACCUGAACUCACAAUAUGAUAAGGGCACUGCAUUGCUGCUACAGGCCCGAGCCACUCCACGGUCACUACUAUCACAGGCUCGUUUAGUCAUCCGCAGAGCCCUGCGCCACACCAGCCAGCCACAAGCCAUCGACCAGCUGGAUAUUCCUCCUGUGUUGAUUAGCUAUCUUAAACACCAACUGUAACCUUGCAGCCUGCCCAGAAACACACAAUGCCUCCAAAAAACCACCUGGGGACCCAGGUAGCUUGAGGGCACUACAGCUCUACCCACUCGUCUGAAGCUGCUCUCCUGUAUUAUCCUCCACAAUAAAAUCCUCAACAAAAUAAA
Orcinus orca (killer whale) is the source of this 1859-nucleotide messenger RNA. RefSeq names its product ankyrin repeat and SOCS box containing 12 (gene ASB12). The record is from RefSeq and is a predicted model, not a curated record. NCBI's taxonomy places the organism in Eukaryota, Metazoa, Chordata, Mammalia, Artiodactyla, Delphinidae. Gene Ontology annotation, molecular function: protein binding. Gene Ontology annotation, biological process: intracellular signal transduction. The transcript is spliced from 2 exons. Bases 658 to 1716 code for a protein of 352 amino acids.